This is a messenger RNA of Pongo pygmaeus (Bornean orangutan), 744 nucleotides long. Its product is annotated as sperm protein associated with the nucleus on the X chromosome N2-like. NCBI's taxonomy places the organism in Eukaryota, Metazoa, Chordata, Mammalia, Primates, Hominidae. The record is from RefSeq and is a predicted model, not a curated record. The transcript is spliced from 4 exons. The coding region runs from base 1 to 744 and encodes 247 amino acids.
AUGGCAGAAAACCCAGAACCAGAGAACAAAGUGAUUAAUAAAAGCAUUUAUAAAACUAGCCAAGGUCUGGAUGCCAAUAAAGAUGCGUUCCCUGUCCUCCAAGGUGAGGGUAGAGGAGAGGAUGACAUAUAUGUCAUGCCAGAAAUGGGGGUGAUCCUUGUUGCAGCAGCUCAGAAAGGGGAAGCAAAGGAAAUAAAAAAGGUCGACAGUUUGAUCAAUAUCUGGAGGUUAUCCCAGGUCUGGAGAAGACUAGAGUAUAAGGGGAACGGAACUAGGAACAGGGAGAUGACUCAGGAUCCGGAAGCAGGCCCCGGUCUAAUGCAGGAGACACCAAACAGAGACUUAGCCCUUGAACCGAGUUUGAAAAAGAAGAAAACGUCAGAAUAUUCAACAGUAUUAGUGUUGUGCUACAGGAAGACUAAGAAAAUACAUUCAAAUCAACUGGAGAAUGACCAGUCCCGAGAGAACUCCAUCAAUCCAGUCCAAGAGGAGGUGGACGAAGGCCUAGACUCCGCUGAAGGAUCUUCACAGGAAGACGAAGACCUAGACUCAUCUGAAGGAUCUUCAAAGCAGGAUGAAGACCUAGACUUACCUGAAGGAUCUUCCCAGGAGGAUGAAGACCUAGGGUUAUCUGAAGGAUCUUCACAGGAGGAUAAAGACCUAGACUCAGCUGGAGGAUCUUCACAAGAGGACAAAGACCCAGACGCAUCUGAAGGAUCUUCAGAGGAGGGUGAGGAAGACUAG